This is a messenger RNA of Microthlaspi erraticum, 801 nucleotides long. The record is from the annotation of a GenBank genome assembly. Lineage: Eukaryota; Viridiplantae; Streptophyta; Magnoliopsida; Brassicales; Brassicaceae.
AUGACGAUGACUUCUAAAACCAUAGCCUUCACUCUCUUCAUCGCAACAACACUACUCGCGUCCUGCAACGCAGCCGCAAACUCCACCACGAAACCGCUAUUCCCGGCGAUUCUAAUCUUCGGCGACUCAACCGUCGACACAGGCAACAACAAUUACCCUUUAAACACAAUCUUCAGAGCAACACAUCUUCCUUACGGCAUUGAUCUCCCAGACCACAAAGCUAACGGUAGAUUCUCAAACGGAAAGCUAAUCCCGGACAUACUCGCAUCCAAAUACAACAUCAAACAGUUUGUUCCUCCUUUCUUACAACCAAACCUCUCCGACCAAGAGAUUGUAACCGGAGUCUGUUUUGCAUCAGCCGGUGCCGGUUACGAUGACCAAACCAGUCUCUCGACUCAGGCUAUCCCUGUCUCACAACAACCUAAGAUGUUCAAGAGAUACAUUGCUCGUCUUAAGAGUAUCGUAGGAGACAAGAAAGCUAUGGAGAUUAUCAACAACGCCUUGGUGGUUGUUAGUGCAGGACCUAACGAUUUCAUCUUGAACUAUUACACUAUUCCUUCAAGGCGUCUCGAGUUUGCUCGCAUUUCUGAUUACCAAGACUUCAUACUUAAGAGGCUUGACAACUUCGUCAGGGAGCUUUACAGUUUAGGUUGCCGGAAUAUUAUGGUCGGAGGUUUACCGCCGAUGGGUUGUUUACCGAUCCAGCUGACUGCUAAAUUCCGCAAUGUGUUUAGGUCUUGUCUGGAACAAGAGAACAGAGACUCUGUUUUAUACAAUCAGAAACUUCAGAACUCAGAUUGA